Pygocentrus nattereri (red-bellied piranha) is the source of this 4269-nucleotide messenger RNA. RefSeq names its product post-glycosylphosphatidylinositol attachment to proteins 6 (gene pgap6). The coding region runs from base 105 to 2363 and encodes 752 amino acids. The record is from RefSeq and is a predicted model, not a curated record. Gene Ontology annotation, cellular component: plasma membrane. The transcript has 13 exons. NCBI's taxonomy places the organism in Eukaryota, Metazoa, Chordata, Actinopteri, Characiformes, Serrasalmidae.
CGAAGUAGGAAGCAGCGCGCGAUGGUCACGGUGGCAACCGCUGUCAGCAGCUGACGGCUAAACAUAACAAGGAAUGAGAUGAUCGUGGAUCCGUGCUGUGAAAAAUGGCGAAGUACCUGCUGAUGUGCCUUUGGGUGCUGUCCGCGGUCGCUGGCUGUUUGGCGGACGAUGUGACGUAUGUGAACGAGUUCUACUCAAAGACGCCACAGAAGUUGGCCAAAUACAGCUGGUUUGGGAAUGUGCGCCUCUACUACUUCAGAGUCCCGGAGGAUGCAGUGCUGGUGCGGUGGCUGCUCACUGCAGUGCGAGGGUCAGGAUUUCACUGCGGUGACCAGAACAUUGCUGUGCACUUUCGGGCUGGUGCACCACCGGUUAUCAACCCCAUCCUUACAGCUUUUCCCAACUCCACCGCAGUCUCCCUCGCAUACAACCUGACGGUGAAUGUGCGUAGUGGACAAGCCAUCAAUGUCACACUGUUUAACAUGACGAAUCCUGUACCUGGAGAUUGGUUCCUGGCUGCCCACCUGCCUAAAGAUGAUGGCAAGAUCGAACAACAGGGGCUGCCGUCCUGUUCGUAUUUGUUCCAGCCUCAGAUGUUCGUGAGAAGAGCAGCUGACAUGCCGGUCCUGCAGGCCUACAUUCCACUCACUCAGACAGUGACUGCACCUUUAAAACAGGCUCAGCUCAAGGUCUUUGUUCCUGAGUUCACCUCCAGGUUGAAUGUGUUUAUCCACACAUGUUCUGUGAAGGGUGGGCCGGCGAGUGAUUGUGGGUUGACCAUCACUUUAGGCUCUACCUCUUUGGGGCAGAGCUCUGCAAUUACAGUGAACUGCUCAGCGGAGGAGCCAUGCGCUCUUUCUGUUGCCAAUCCGCCAUGGAAUACCUGGGUGCGAGUUACCGUGGAGAUCAGUCAGCCCAACGUCACGGCAACCUUCAUCAUAUCUGCCAAUUAUACAGUGGGCUGUAAACCUUCAAGUGUCCCUUCGGAUUUUAACGCCUCCCUUCCUCUGGAGCUCUUCUCUCUGAGAUCUUCCUCCAGCAACACGUCCAGCAAUGCCUCCACUGCUGCUGCGCUGCGUGCUAACAUCUCAGACGGCGCCUGCGUCCAAAAUCCGUCCGUGUUCAGAGAGGAGCAGGAUGUCCUUUCCAUACGCUUUGCUGUCUCUAAUGGCAACUUGACUGUGGCGUCUGAGGUGCCGACUAUGCUUGCCCUAGACCUGGAUUCUGCUGUGGACAGCGGGGGGGCACUAAUAGUGCAGCUGGAUCUUAACGUGAGCUCUCUGAUUGGUGCGUUUGGCAGUAUCAGAGCAUGUCUUACACCUUCUGCUCCUGUGCUUCAGCUCAACACCAGCCAUUCAUGUGAUGCAGCAUUUAUGAAGGGCUACUCUCUCAGAGUGAGCAGCAAUGAGACAAAGGCUCUGUUGAGGAUUCCCUUUCCUGAAGCAGCACUUUGGUACCUCAGUCUGCAAACCAUCUGCAAUAGCAGCACUGCCUGCCGUAACACCUCCGCCAUGGUGAGUGUGUCCAUGAGUGUGAGCGCGUGUGUUGAUGACUGUGGACCAUACGGCGAGUGCAGGCUGCUGCGCACACACAGCUACCUCUACGCCGCAUGUGUAUGCAAAGCAGGUUGGUUGGGGUGGAGCUGCUCAGAUGGAUCAGCUGCCCUGUCAUUCUCUCGGCAGCUGAGUGCAGCCCUGCUCCUCACACUCAGUAACCUGCUCUUCAUCCCACCUACCUGUGUGGCACUGUACCGCGGCUACCAUGUCGAGGCUGCCGUCUACUUCUUCACCAUGUUCUUCUCCACGUUUUAUCAUGCAUGUGACCAGCCAGGGGUGACGGUGAUGUGUAUCAUGGACUAUGACACACUACAGUUUUGUGACUUCCUGGGCUCCGUGGUGGCUGUUUGGGUGACCAUUGUGUGCAUGGCACGACUGAAGGAGCCAUUUAAAUAUGUGUUUUUCAUGACGGGAACUCUGAUCAUUGCCAUGGCGAUGCAGCUGGACCGCCGGGGCCUGUGGAACCUACUAGGCCCUGUCCUGUUUGCUUUGGUCAUUAUGGUAACUGCCUGGGUGUAUCGUAGUGUUACACGUCAUCACUGCUACCCACCAAAUUGGAAGCGUUGGGUCUUUUUCCUGCUCCCGGGCAUGCUGUCGGCACUAAUCGGAGUAUGCGUGUACGUCUUUGCACAGACUGACAGCAACUACUACUACACUCACUCGAUAUGGCACAUCAUGGUGGCCACGAGUGUUGUAUUCCUUUUACCACCACGUGAGAAACAUGUGCCGCCUUGGGGUUGGCCACACAAACUCUGUGGCUACAAGAUCUGCCGAAACCAGAAAGAAGAGCUUUACACCGUCACCUAAAUAUACACACACAGGUUUACGAAACGCGCAAUACAGCUUUACGGAUGUAAUUUGUCCAGCUUUAUUUGGGGCACAUGCUCCUGAAGACAGUUAAUGUAGCAGACGCUUGCUAUUUUACUGCACGUUAAAGUGCAUAAUUAAUUUUACAUGACAGUAUCAAUUGGAGACAAUUACAGGUUUAAAACAUUUAUUGACAUUUUGAUUUGAUAGACUGUUAGAUUAAAAUAUGUUCAUGUAGAUUAGGCUUUCUGUUGGAGACAUUAAUAUUAAAAAUGCUGAUUUUGAGAGAUUACAUAUUGGGAAUAUUUCCUAAUUUUUCUUUAAAUAGAGAAAAUGGCCACUUAUUGGUUUGGCACUUUAAAAACGGUGGUGAUUGUGUGUUCAUGACAGAGUGUAAGGGUGUGUCUGAGUUCUGUUCCUUAUUUUUUUUUCCUUUUGUGUGUGUUUACUGGAAAAGGUUAUUGGCACAUGACCAAGGUCUUUCUUAAACAAACCUUAAUGAAACACUGUUCUCUUCAGCACUUUAUUUGUGAUUUAAAAGGUGAUUUUGUCAGGCAGUGCCAGUGCAGGACUGCAUGUGCAGUCAUGAAAACGUGCCUGUAUGGGGUUUUAAUGGCCAAGCAAUGGCUAGCUGGUACUGUGUUAAUAUAAUAUAACAUUUUUGAAUGACUAAAAUUAACCAGCAAUGAAGAAUGUCUUAUGUACAUAUGUACUUGUUACACUGCACCUGAACGAUUCUCUGAAAAUCAUUGUUAACUGGGAUCCAAUUUUACUGAUCACUUUUUAGAUGUAAUGUACACUACUGUGCAAAAGCCGGAGACCACCACCAUUUACCUCAUUUAUUGCAUUAACAGCCAUUAAAGUAUGCAUUAUUAAUUUUUCAGUGCCAUAGAAAAAACAUAAAAGAUUCAUAUGAGAUAUUUGCAUCUCAGUUUGUAUUCAAGGUGUCCACUCUUUAUUACAGUAUCCUUUUUGUUUUUUAAUUUUUAGUUUUCAGAGAAAACUGCAGGGAUAUUUUGUUUUUACACCUCCAAAGUUCAGUCUUAGGCGUUGGUUGCAUUUUGUGCUUCACAUGAUCAAAGUAAUCACAAACACUUGAGGUCUUGCUUAAGGAUGACCGGUCUAUUCUUCCCGUUUGUGAAUGUCCUCUUUUUCCCAUAAAUAUUUCCUCAAAAUGAAUAAAGGCACUGACUUGGCACUUUAUGGCACUUGUACUUAAAGUAUUAUGUACUUAUUGUAAAAUAAAUGUAAAAGAUGGUCUCAUUUUUGCCCAGUACUGUACAUGGCAGUGGGCAGCUACUCAACCAGCCUGAAAUUCCAUUAAACCAUAUUAUAAUAGACCUUUUAGGUCUGUAAAACUCAGCACCUUUGGCUUCAACUCUUUAUGUGCCUGAGUACAUAAUUAUGAGUUUAGAUGGUCAUUCUGCUGCUUGUGUUGGUCAUUUAUUGUUGCAGUUUGAGAUCUGAAGGGAUUUGAAUGGGAACUUUACUUUCAUAAUAAGAAAUAACUCGGGAACCACUGGCAACUGCACCCUCCUUUCCACUACUCCUCACCACCCCACCUUCCUGUCGCUAUGACAAUCUCUUUAAGCUCAAAAAACACUGCAGGAUUUAUAAACUACAAACUUCUCAUGGGGUUGGGAACUUAAGCAAUGCAACUUUACAUCUGUGUGUAUGUAAAUGUCAGCAUGUGUAUUUGUCUUGUCUAUGUCAAUGUGAGACUUUCCCCCUCAUGAAACACUUUUGUUUGUCUUGCCAUAAUGCCUCUAUAUUCACUGUUGUUGUCAAAGUACCUGCCUCCUUUCUUACAAAGUAUAUUUACGGUGUUGAAAUAUAAAAAUGAUAGAAUUGUAAUUAAUAGAGCAAAUGAACAAAUAAACAAGAACGUGAUUAUUUAAAACACCAA